GUCUAUGCACACUAGUGGGCAUUAUCUUAUACAUCGGCAGCAUCACAGGUGAAGUCGGCAACAAACCAAGAACUUCUAUAGAGGAACCGCGAUUCCUCUACGAUUAUGGUUCCUCAUUUUACAUGGCUGUAGGCUCUUUCGUGCUGACAGAGCUCUCCGGUGUGUUUUCAGUCUACCUGUACAUCUCCAAGCACAAACUUUCCCAGAGAGUCAAACGCUUAGCUCUGAAAUCUGAUCAUAAUGACAGGAACCAUCAAACGGCCCGCCACAUCAGAAGAGGGCCUCGCGAAAACUCGCAAGAUCGUCUGCAUUCUCGCGACCCCUCUGCAAGUAGGUCAGAAAGCUAUUUUACGUACACCCCUAUCUCGGACACUUCCCACGAACUCUCCAAUUACACAUUUACUAGGGAGAACACAAACAAUACUAUAUCGACAACAGCAGAACUGCAUGCUCCCAAAGAAAACUCUACUCCUACGCUGGCUGCUGCAUGCAUCAUAAGAACAAGCUCGCCACCAAUGGUUGUAACAUCAAUUGACAUUGUUAGACGCACAACUCCAGUCUGA
Messenger RNA from Candidula unifasciata, 563 nucleotides. Lineage: Eukaryota; Metazoa; Mollusca; Gastropoda; Stylommatophora; Geomitridae. The record is from the annotation of a GenBank genome assembly.